This is a messenger RNA of Salvia splendens (bonfire salvia), 1088 nucleotides long. RefSeq lists its product as uncharacterized. Lineage: Eukaryota; Viridiplantae; Streptophyta; Magnoliopsida; Lamiales; Lamiaceae. The record is from RefSeq and is a predicted model, not a curated record. The coding region runs from base 129 to 929 and encodes 266 amino acids. The transcript has a single exon.
AGUCGAGCCGAUGAUGAUUGAUGCACCGCUCUCCAUCUCUCUGCAGAUAGCGACGUCCCUUUUCAAAAAGCCCUCCCUCUGUAGAAUUGUCGCCUCCAUCCCCACCCGAUUCAACAUUCUCUCCGUUGAUGUUCGAUUGGAAGAAUCAGGGAAUGGAAUCGCCCGAUACAACACCGAAAUCCAGUUUUUCUUCCUACUUCAAUCGGUCGCUGACGCUCAGUUCAUCUUCAGACCUAGCCGCCACCACCACAAAGCCGCUCUACAACCUCUACACGCGGGGCGGCUCGAUCAAGAGCCUCUACAGCUCCCCGUUCGGUUCGAUGGUCUCCGCCGGGAACUCACUCAAGGGCAAAGUCAGGAAAUUGUGCUCGAUUUUCGAAUCCCCCAAACAGGCCCCAACCCCAAUAAAACCGUCAAAAUUGCUCCCCGCAGCGCUGGAUUCCCCCAAAUCCGUCACCGAUGAUUCCCCGUUCCGGCUCCCCGGCACGGAGGAGCGGGUGGUAAUCUACCACACCAGUCUCCGAGGCGUCCGCAAAACGUUCCAGGAUUGCCACAGCAUACGCAUGAUUUUCCGAGGGUUUCGCGUGAGCAUCGACGAGCGGGAUAUAUCGAUGGACGUGGCGUAUAGGAAGGAAUUGCAGAGGGUUUUGGGGGAGAAGCACAUCAGCCUGCCGCAGGUGUUCAUCAAGGGCAAGUACGUCGGCUGCGCCGACGUGAUACGGCAGCUGCUUGAGGCGGGGGAGCUGGUCUGGCUGAUCAAGGGGCUGCCGCUGCGGCCGACGAAUCCGUGCGAGGGCUGCGACGACAUGAGGUUCGCUCCGUGCGGCAGGUGCAACGGGAGUCGGAAGGUGUUCGACGAGGAGGAGCGGAAGAGGUGCACCGAGUGCAACGAGAACGGCUUGGUCCGUUGCCCGCUCUGCUGCUGCUGAGGUUUUUUGUGAUUGUGAUGAAUCAUGCAUAACUCAUUGCUUAUGAGAUUAGAUUUGGUAGCUCUGUAUAUACAGAUUAGUUGUAGCUAUAUAAUGUAACUAUAUACUCGUAUUCAUCAAUAAUGCAGACGGAGGAUCUCUCUUUGCCUUUUGUUUCAA